This is a messenger RNA of Temnothorax curvispinosus, 5208 nucleotides long. RefSeq lists its product as uncharacterized. The record is from RefSeq and is a predicted model, not a curated record. Gene Ontology annotation, biological process: proteolysis; DNA integration. Lineage: Eukaryota; Metazoa; Arthropoda; Insecta; Hymenoptera; Formicidae. Gene Ontology annotation, molecular function: nucleic acid binding; aspartic-type endopeptidase activity. Bases 1 to 5208 code for a protein of 1735 amino acids. The transcript has a single exon.
AUGAGUAAGGAAAACGCCCGGGAAAUGGCAGGAGCUGUCUCCAAGGAGACGAAUAGAGAGAUGGAAGGACUUAUCCGCAGCCAACAUGAGCUCUACGGGCGCAUUGCUCGCUCGUACGAGAACCUGAGGAAAGUGGGAACACCGAAUAUUACCAUCGGGUUGGUGGAGGCGCGCUUGCAGGCCCUCGAGUCCAACUGGGCGAAAUUCGAGGCGCAGCACGAGAAAAUAUAUGCCGGCUACUGGGAGAUCCUGGCGGAUCAUGACUACGAGAAGAAGGACGUGCCGUCUACCGCGGAGGAGGCUUACAUACAGCAAAAGGGCAUGUUCCUCGAGACGCUCCGCAAGCUCAAGAGUAAAGCGGAAGGCGCUCCCGCACCAGCCGCUGCCGGGACGAACCCGCCUCGUACGACCUUGCCGCGCAUUCAGCUGCCAGAGUUCGAGGGCAAAUACGAAGAGUGGCCCGCCUUCCGUGACCUAUUUCAUUCGAUAAUCGGGAAGGAUGCCGCCACGACUCCAGUUGAGAAGCUACACUACCUGAAGUCGUGCUUAAUGGGGGAGGCGGAACUCCUAGUGCGCAGCCUGCCCACGACGGACGAGAACUUCGAGCGCGCUUGGAAGACCUUGACGGACUACUACCAAAACAAGCGACUCCUGGUGCGCUCAUACCUCGCUCAAUUUACGUCGCUGCAAAAACUGAAGGGUGAGUCAGUAUCCGAGUUACGCAAAGUGUAUCACCGAGUCGUGAGCACUGUCGGCGCUCUCGACAGCAUCGGGCGGCCGAUUUCGCGUAGUGAGGACCUGUUCGUCCAUCUCGUCGUAGAUCUUCUCGACCCGCGUUCGCGUCGCGAGUGGGAGAGCGCUGUCAGCGAAACGCCGGAUCCGCCGUCGUUCGCCGUUUUGCAGCAGUUUCUGGACCGACGCCUGCAUACUCUCGAAUCGCUCCAGCCGGCGAAACCGGAGAACGCGACUUCCGCGAAGGCCGGGGGGAAUUCCGCGCAGCAAACGCGAGCCUUGCAUGCAAAAGCAAAGGAAAACCGACUCGGUCGCUGCUCCGUAUGCCAAAAGGGACAUUUUAUUAUGUUUUGCGCCGCGUAUAAGGGGAAAACCGCCGCGGAACGAAAACAGCACGUCGAGGCAAAUAAUCUCUGCCUCAAUUGCCUCGGAAAACACAAAUUAAACGAGUGUGAUUCGAAACGAAAUUGCUCAGUGUGUGACGGCCGACACCAUUCGAGCCUGCACGACGCGUAUCAAGGAACCGAGGUCGCCACAACUUCGCAUCUCGCGCAAGGACCUUCCAAGAACGCAGUGGCUGUGCUCCUCGCCACCGCCCGUGUCCGCGUGCGUGAUCGGUUCGGCAUCGAGCGUACCGCGCGAGCUCUAAUCGACCAGGGUUCCGAGUCAUCGCUCGUCGCGGAAUCGUUGGUGCAGCGCCUAAAACUGUCCCGCGCACCCGCCUCGGUCGCGGUAUUCGGUGUUGGCGGGAAGCGGACGGCUCGUGCGCGAGGCCUGGUGACCCUCGAAAUCUCACCCCGGGGAGGAGGGCCGUCGAUCGCCGUGUCGGCCUUAAUACUCCCUCGGCUCUCCCUUUACGGUGGAGGGAUCCGUGCGGAUAAAGAGGCGUGGACGCAUCUCCGCGGGCUGGAGCUCGCAGAUCCCGAAUUUCUAGGCUCGGACCCGGUGGAUCUCCUGCUGGGCGCCGAUGUCGUCGCCGAGAUCCUCCAGCCGGGACUGCUCAAGGGCGGGGCACACGAGCCUGUUGCUCAGAAGACGGCGUUAGGGUGGAUCAUCUCCGGAGCCGCCGGAGCGGUGGCGAAUCCGGAGGCCGCAGUAGCGCACCAGUGCCACGUUGACGCGGAGCUCUCCGCUCUGGUGCAGGGGUUCUGGCGGCAGGAGGAACUGCCCGUCGGCCCUCCCGCGCUAACCAGGGAGGAGCAGGAGGCCGAGGACUUUUUUGCACGAACCCAUUCGCGUACCGCGGAGGGCCGAUUCGUCGUGAGACUCCCCGUCGUAAAUCCGCUGCCCGAUCUCCGGGGAACGCGUAACUACGCGCUACGGGUGCUAACUCAGAUGGAAAGGCGGCUUUCCCGCGACGAGAAAUUGAAGAGCCUGUACGUCGACUUCAUGCGGCAGUACGAGGAACUCGGCCACAUGACCCCCGUCGCGCCGGACAAGAUCGCGAAGAGCCGAGCGUGUUAUCUCCCACACCAUGGCGUCAUGCGGGAGGCAAGCUCCUCGACGAAGCUGCGCGUGGUGUUCAACGGCUCGGCGGCGCUUCCUUCGGGCGACUCACUAAAUCGGUACCUACGGGCGGGACCGAAUCUGCUGCCGGCCCUCGCGGACGUGCUGCUGCGCUGGCGUCGUUACCGUUACGUCCUGGCCACGGACGUGGAAAAAAUGUACCGCCAGAUUCUGGUUCACGAGGAAGAUCGUGAUCUUCAGCGGAUCUUGUGGCGGUACCACACAGACGAGAAGAUACGGGAGUAUAUUCUCAACACCGUUACUUACGGGCUAACCUGUUCUCCUUUCCAGGCUAUUCGUGCUUUGCUUCAGCUAGCCGAAGACGAAAAGGAACGCUUCCCGCUGGCCGCUCUAGCGCUGUUCUGCGCUCGCUACAUGGACGAGGUACUUUCGGGCGCCGACACCCUCGAAGAGGCUAUGGCCCUUCGGCAGCAGCUAACGGAACUCUGUGCGGCGGGCGGCUUUCCGCUGCGCAAGUGGUCGGCUAACGAUGAGGCGAUUUUGACGGGAGUCCCGGCGGAACAUCGCAUGCAGCGCGAGCUUCGCGCUUGGCGACCUCAGGAAUCGCACGGCAUCCUGGGCUUACAGUGGCACCCAGGCGUCGACUGUUUCUCCUUCGCGACACGGACGAGCCCGGUGACGUCAGUCACUAAACGGUCAGUGUUGUCGCUCACUGCCCGGCUCUUUGACCCCCUUGGUUGGCUGGCGCCGGUCGUGGUGCGUGCCAAGAUAGCCUUCCAGGCCACUUGGUUGCAGGGUCUCGACUGGGACGACCCGCUGGCGGAGGACGACGCCCGACGAUGGAGGGAGUAUCAGACCGAGCUUCCGGUACUGGAGCAGAUUCGAGUUCCGCGGAGAAUUUUUUCGGACGCGCCGGGGAUUGGCCUCGAGCUCCACGGCUUCGCUGACGCCUCCGAGCGAGCAUACGCUGCCGUAAUUUACCUACGAGCGGAAACAGAGGAAGGAUCAUGGCGAGUCACCUUGAUGGCAGCCAAAACAAAGGUCGCCCCUCUAAAGCAGGUCACCUUGGCUCGACUCGAGCUCAACGCCGCUGCGCUGCUCGUCAAACUCGCCUCUCACGCCAAGACCGUCCUCGAAUUACAAGGGGCCACCUUCCACUUCUGGUCGGAUUCUAUGGUGACGCUGGGAUGGAUCCGUGGGCAUCCGACCCGCUGGAAGACCUACGUGGCUAACCGGGUCUCUGAGAUACAGACGACGAUGCCGGAGGCCCUGUGGCAUUAUGUGCCAGGAGGAGACAACCCGGCGGACUGCGCUUCUCGGGGGCUUUCCCCGGGCGUGCUGAUCGGCCACCAGCUCUGGUGGCAGGGCCCCGCCUGGCUUAAAGAGGACCCUUCGACAUGGCCUGCUUCUGCAGCCGUACCCGAGAAGGAGGGCCUGCCCGACGAGCGCGUGCGAGUCCACGUGGCGGUGUCAGGGACUGCCGCGGUCGAGGAACCUGAGAAGCUUCUCCGCUUCUCCUCGCUCCAGCGACUACUGCGCGUGACAGCAUGGUGCCGGCGAUGGCUUCGCCGGGGACGGGGCAGUCAAGCAAGAGCGGAGUCAGCGGCCUCCGGGUACGGGGACGACCUUUCCGCCGAGGAGCUGGAGGAGACCCGCUUGAGUUGGAUCCGACGGACGCAAGCGAUUCACUUCGGCCGAGACAUGGAAGCGGUCCGGCUGGGCCGCUCGCUGCCGAGAUCUAAUUUUCUUGUUAGACUUAAUCCUGUUCUAGAUGCUCAAGGACUGCUGCGCGUUGGCGGGCGGCUCAAGCACGCCGUCCUGGCCUACGACGAACGGCAUCCCGUGAUCCUGCCCGAGGCGUCACAAUUCACAAGGCUGACCGUGGACGCUUGCCACAGGAGGACGUUGCACGGGGGGGUCCAGAUGACCCUGGGGAUGAUCCGUCAGCGAUAUUGGAUCCCGCGGGGCCGCGCUCUAGUGAAGCAACUGAUUCUUCGUUGCGUGACGUGUGCGCGUUGGCGGGCGGCAACCCCGCAGCAACUGAUGGGCGAUCUGCCACGCGAGAGAGUGAGACCAUCACGGGCAUUUCUACAUACGGGCGUUGACUACGCCGGGCCCAUUAUGUUGAGGACAACCAAGGGCCGAGGCCAGCGCUCUCACAAGGCGUUCAUCGCGGUUUUCGUCUGCCUCGCCACGCGAGCAGUUCAUUUGGAGGUCGUUUCGGACUACACCGCGGCGGCCUUCUUGGCGGCGCUUCGCCGAUUCACUUCCCGCCGCGGGCUGUGCCUCAGCCUUCACAGCGAUUGCGGAACCAACUUCGUCGGGGCCGACGCGCAGCUACGCGCUCUCUUCGCGGCGAGCCAUCCGGAAGGACGACAGAUCGCCAGUCAACUCGCCUGUGACGGGAUAAAAUGGCGGUUCAACCCUCCAGCCGCGCCCCACUUCGGGGGCAUAUGGGAGGCAGCCGUCAAGUCCCUGAAGCACCACCUUUGGAGGGUGCUGGGCGAAGCCACCUUAACUUACGAGGAGAUGAGCACUCUCUUCGCCCAGGUAGAAGCGUGCCUAAAUUCACGUCCGUUACAGGCUCUUUCAGAUGACCCGGACGACUUGGCUGCGCUGACGCCGGGGCACUUCCUGGUGGGGUCCGCGUUGACGGCGGUGCCCGAGCCGUCGCUGCUGGACGCGCCCGACAAUCGACUAUCCCGCUGGCAGUUGUUGCAGAAGAUGCGGGAUCACUUUUGGGAGCGGUGGGCUCGAGAGUAUCUCCACGCCCUGAGUCAUCGUCCCAAAUGGCUUGUCCAGAAGCCUGACCUCCAGGUCGGCAGCCUCUGCAUCAUUCGGAACGAAGCCACCCCGCCAACGAGAUGGCCGCUGGCCCGCGUCAUCCGAGUCCAUCCGGGAGAGGACGGACGCGUUCGCGUGGUCACCGUUCGCACCGCGGCGGCUGAGUUUACCCGGCCCAUUGUAAAACUUGUAAUUCUACCGACUACCGACGCCGAUAUAAAUUAA